Molecule: messenger RNA, 1725 nt
Organism: Penicillium verhagenii
Lineage: Eukaryota; Fungi; Ascomycota; Eurotiomycetes; Eurotiales; Aspergillaceae
Product: 5'-methylthioadenosine/S-adenosylhomocysteine nucleosidase family protein
Exons: 1
Coding region: 1-1725 (574 amino acids)
Biological process (GO): nucleoside metabolic process
Molecular function (GO): catalytic activity
Source: RefSeq, a predicted model, not a curated record
AUGGCAGAUUCUUUGCCUAACACUUUCACAUCCAAAGACUAUAACAUUUCAAUUCUCUGUGCACUCAGCGUAGAGCUUCUUGCUGUACGGGCAUUAUUCGAAGAAGAACACAAGGGUCUACCGACGGUCCAAGAAGACACAAACCACUAUGCAUUGGGCCGAAUGGGACAGCACUUUGUGGUUGCUACGUGCCUUCCAUCUGCCGAGUAUGGCACAAAUGCCGCCAGCGCCGUUAUGCAGAACAUGCGUCGAAGCUUCCCACGAGUCGAGUUGUGCCUCUUGGUAGGGAUUGGAGGAGGUGUGCCCUCGUCAGAAUAUGAUAUUCGACUUGGCGAUGUCGUUGUCAGUCACCCGAAUGGAGCAAAUCCCGCUGUUGUCCAAUACGAUAUGGGAAAGAUUUUGGAAAACGGCGAGUUUGAGAGUACAGGGAGACAACAGGAGCCGCCCCGACUCCUUAUGGCAGCAAUCAGCAAUCUCAAGUCCAACCCGAGCCCAAUAGCGAGCUCUUUACAAAUGUUUCUCGACAAAAUCGGAGACACAAGGCCUGCCUAUCAAUUUCCAGGUCGAGACUCGGACGUUUUGUUUGAUGCAGAUUCUCCACACAGCGCGAGCAAUGACAAUUGCCAGAGUUGCAACGGAGAGGUUAUCAAUAGACCUGCGCGUCAUUCGGAUCAACCUGAAAUAUUUUAUGGCCCUAUUGGGUCUGGAAACCAGGUGAUGAAGAGCGCCAAGCGCCGGGACCUUCUACGAGCAAGGCACAAGAUACUUUGCUUCGAAAUGGAGGCUGCUGGUGUGAUGAACUUGAUUCCGUGUUUAGUUAUACGAGGCGUUUGCGACUACGCCGACUCCCAUAAGAAUAAGGCUUGGCAAGGAUAUGCCGCAGCGGCGGCAGCAGCAUAUGCAAGGCUUUUAUUAUCUGUUUUGAGAGGUUGCGUUGAUGCAAAUCGAGAUUCCAACAUACAAAACAAGCCUAGCUUGACCCACGACAAAGUUGGUGUGGUUACAUUUAAUCGUACAGCUUUCCUACAAGCUUUUCAACCUAGAAAAGAUGCGGAGCAAGCUCUGCAAAAAUACCUGUCAUUUGCAAAGCGAGGUCCUUCAUGGAACCCGUGGCCGAAAGACAGAGAGUCUACUCAACUCUUUCAGAGUCUUAAUCGCUGGAUUUCAGAUCCAAAUCGGCCCUUGCUGACAAUUCGGGGAGCGCAUGCUCGGUCACUAACUGAGCUUCCUGCCCCAGAGAGUUUCGCCUGUCAUAUUCAUCAAUUCCUUAUGAACAGGAUGACCCUUUCUGUGAUAUACAUAUUCCAGCCAGCUACCCAGGAAGUUCGACCUAUGGAUUCAGUGAAGAGUUUGAUUUUCCAGGCGUCAAGGAUCAUUCCCAACCACGCUAUGGAAGAAUUCGGGCUGGACUUGUCAUCAAACGAGAAAUUGAGUGAAGAACAAAUAUUUCAUCUUUUAUACCGUGUCUUAUGUUGUCUCGAUGAAUGUUUCAUUGUCAUUGAGAUCAAGCAAGCAGUCAUCGCAGAAAUAUUUCAAGAUACUCUCCAGCGAGCCGUCGAAGAUUCUAAGGCAAAGUUCAAGGCUGUUAUUGUUGCUUAUAACAUGCCUUGGAAACAAUCCCAUGGUAACACAGUACAUAAUGCUACCAUGCCAUCUAUUCGAUUACGUGGCUCAAAGCCUGGCUGGGAUGCCCGCUUGGACUCCAUAAGGCCAAAAUUCAGAUAG